Molecule: messenger RNA, 1711 nt
Organism: Nematostella vectensis (starlet sea anemone)
Lineage: Eukaryota; Metazoa; Cnidaria; Anthozoa; Actiniaria; Edwardsiidae
Product: substance-P receptor
Exons: 3
Coding region: 356-1438 (360 amino acids)
Biological process (GO): G protein-coupled receptor signaling pathway
Cellular component (GO): membrane
Molecular function (GO): G protein-coupled receptor activity
Source: RefSeq, a predicted model, not a curated record
CCAGAUUUUUUGAAAGGAUGUUGAUCUAUGAGCUUUGAAUGGGUAAUGAGGAAGUCUCGCCAAUGGCCAUCAACAUUUGCUAAAUGAUUUCAAUUAGAUAGCAUCUGUGACGGAUAAUUUGGCUAGAAGCCUCUAAAAAGGCAAUGACGGGCACUUUGGAGUGUGUAUUCUAGUGACGUUCCUUGUGGCAGCACGAUAGCUUAGAGCUCUCUACCAUUCCUUCAGCACGCCGAAAACCGCAGCGAAUACUUCUCAACUUCUACAAAUUUGUCUUCAGUUUGACAUUCAAUAGUGGCACUUCUUAGGCCGUUUUGGGAAGUUUCUUUGGCGCAACAAUACUAGUGAAGCGACUAACAUGGAGAGGAAUAACUUAUCCUCGACAGGAAUUCAUAACAGUAGCAUGGCAUCCCAGCUACCUGACACAGCGGUCAAGGUAGUCGUGACAGCGGCCUACGCCAUCAUCUUCCCAGUCGCCAUUAUGGGAAACUUCCUUGCAAUCUACAUUGUGUUCAGAAAAAAGAGCAUGCGUAGUGUCACCAAUCUACUGCUGGUCAACAUGUUCGUGGGCAAUCUUCUGGUGGCAUUCAUCAUUAUGCCAUAUUCGGUAUCGUAUUUGUAUGUGCAGCAUCAUUGGGUGGGUGGUGCGGCAGGGAGUCUUGCGUGUAAGUUGCUGCAUUUCGCUUACGCCCUCCCAAUUGCGGCCUCGAUCUUCUCCUUGCUUCUUUCCUCCGUCGAUCGCUACAUAGCCGUCCUACAGCCUUUCAAAGAAAUCAAGCUCAUACGAAAUACCAAGGCCUCCACCACGCUUAUAUGGCUAUUGUCCAUCCUCUUCAUGUCCCCCUAUCUUUACAAGUUCCGCGCUAUCAAGAUGGCCGACGGCAACUUUUACUGCAUGGUGGAUUGGUCCCCAGCCGACACAGUCGUCGCAUCUCAAAUCUACUUCAUCGUUAUUUUUGUAUUCCUUUACACCCUCCCUCUACUCAUGAUCGGAACUCUGUAUUUUCGCAUUGGUUUGAAGCUUUGGUAUCGCAAGAUUCCUGGUAACAUAACCAAGAACAGUACUCGCGCCGCGGAGCACGCCAAGUGGAAGGUGAUCAAGAUGCUCAUUAUCGUGGUGACAGUGUUUGCGAUCUCGUGGGUUCCUGCUCACUCCAUGCACGUGCUCAUCUACUUCGACACGCAGAGGUACUUGGGCCUCCCCAUGUGGUUCAAGCUUAUGUGCUUCUGGGUGUGUCACGCCAAUAGCGCUGUAUCGCCGUGUAUCUUCGUGUCGCUGAGUGAGAAGUUUCGCCACAGUUUUCUCUCCAUUUUGCGCUGUGUCGAUGGCAAGAGAUACGACAGCUCCCGAGAUUCGAUGAAUUCUAGGGUCAGCUCCGAGAGACGAAUCGGUAAACUCACACUCAGCAGAAGGAGAUCAGUCGAGUACACAUACGUGUGAUGGGACGGUCAAGCUCGAGCAUGAUAUUUAAGUGGACAUGGCCUAGCCAGGGGCGCGCGAGGCUACCCCACUCGACAGCUGAGUGUCAGUCGCUUUCUUUGUUCCAUAAAGUCUAAUACCCAGGCUAACCUUCAGUAAGUCCUGACUGCGCGAACACUGGACACCACUUCACCGAAUUCCAAUGUGACAAAAAAUAUUGAUAAAUUCAACAACAUACAUGUACACAAAAUGCUUGAUAAGGGAAAGUUCAUUUAUUAUCCCGGGGGGGGGGGG